Molecule: messenger RNA, 1404 nt
Organism: Theileria orientalis strain Shintoku
Lineage: Eukaryota; Apicomplexa; Aconoidasida; Piroplasmida; Theileriidae
Exons: 6
Coding region: 1-1404 (467 amino acids)
Biological process (GO): FMN biosynthetic process; riboflavin biosynthetic process
Molecular function (GO): riboflavin kinase activity
Source: RefSeq, a predicted model, not a curated record
AUGACUAAUUUAUCAAAUUGUUCAAAGAUUUUAAAUACAUAUUUAAUAAUCGAUUCUGAUGAUUUAUUUUUUAAUUAUAAAAGUUGUUUUAUUAAUCUAUUGGGUACGAUUGCUAAUGCUAUUGAAGACAAUUUAAUAUCUCCAUGGAAUAUUAGUAUAAACGACACUACUCAUACAAAUACAAACACUUCUAAUCACAAUAUAUUAUCACAGUCAAUUAGGGAUAUCAUACGGCUGCUUUUGAAAUUAGAAUCCCUUGAUUCUAAACACAUUAAUGACACACUAGCCAUUUUGAGUAAAAUUUUAAACAAAAACGAAACCGCCACCGACUCAAAACUUAACUCACUCUGUAACAUAUUUAACAACGCAAGUUUGUACUCGAUUUUUGUUGAAAACAACAAGUUUGUAAAAAAAUAUAAUAAAAAAUUAAACUAUGUAAAUGUAGCCAAAUUAAUCAAUUUUGUUUACGACUUGGUCUUACUAGGAUUUUAUAACAACACAAGCGUUUUUGAAGGUUACAACUGCACAAGUAGUAAUGGCAAGGGAAUUAGCACCGACAGAAGAUUCAACAACGUUGACUUUACAAUAUGUGAACUGAUAUCAAAUAGAGUGCCUUCGAAAUGUAAAUUCAUAUUCGUAACUUCACUGCCAUCUGUUCUCGCCGAGUUCUUAACAAUUAAAGAGUUUUUGCCAGCAAUGUCGAAAUGUUGUACAAUAGUUUCGCACCUCGACGAGGUGCCACAGUCUGUUUUAAAGAGCGCAUUCGAGUCAUAUAAAAUCGUAUCGACCAAUGAUUCGUUUAUAAGUAAAGUAAAAGAACGUAACAAUUGUUCAGCAUUUCUGCAAAUGUUCAACAGUAAUCAAAAUGUAGUUAAAUCGAUGAUCAGUAGACCGAAUUACAGAAAGGUUGAUCUCCUAAGUCGUUUGGAUUCAGACGUUACUGGCACAAUAGGAUCAUAUCUGCAACUGAGCAAUAAAAUAACGCUGAUCGGGACCGUCUUCCCAGGAAAUGGACGCGGAUGGCCACUCUUAGGGAUUCCAACAGCAAACUUACGGUGUGAAAACGUACCACACCUAAUCACAGGUAACAUAGGAAUUAGUAAUGAUGUGGCAGGCGUAUACAUCGGAUACGCGUAUGUUGCAGGAAAUUCAGAGGUGGCCAGGGACCGGAAACUCGACGCAAUCGUCUCAAUCGGGUUCAACCCGCACUUCUUUGGCGAAAACUACUCAAUAGAGACGUACCUGUACCACGAGUUCAGGCACUCGCUGCUGGACCAGCAGAUACACCUCACCAUUGAGGGGUAUUUGAGAACUGACUCAAAGUUCGACUCGCUGGAAUCGCUGAUACAGGCAAUUCAGCAAGACCUACACCUGCAUAAGGCAAUUAUGGACGCCACCUGCUGA